This is a messenger RNA of Lactuca sativa (garden lettuce), 2577 nucleotides long. RefSeq names its product G-type lectin S-receptor-like serine/threonine-protein kinase At2g19130. Lineage: Eukaryota; Viridiplantae; Streptophyta; Magnoliopsida; Asterales; Asteraceae. Gene Ontology annotation, biological process: recognition of pollen; protein phosphorylation. The record is from RefSeq and is a predicted model, not a curated record. Gene Ontology annotation, molecular function: ATP binding; protein serine/threonine kinase activity.
UAAAAUCCAAUCCUGGUGCUUUGUUUCUGCAUAUGAUACAAUACCUGUCAUCUCUGAUUCUCUAUAUAUCUAUAUAUAUCUCACUUUCCAAAUUUUUUACAAGUCAUGUGCUUCUUCAAAGAAAAAAGUAUAGUGAGGUUUGUGGUCCUCCUGUAUUUCACUUUAUCCAUCACCAUCUCAUCUGGAGCCAACACCAUCUCUGCAAACCAGUCUCUGUCUGGAGACCAUACAAUCAUAUCUGAAGGCGAACAAUUUGAACUUGGUUUUUUCAAAGCAGGUAACUCUUCUAAGUAUUACAUAGGCAUCUGGUAUAAGAAGGUCUCUUCCAAUCCUCCCACCAUAGUUUGGGUGGCGAACAGAGAAACACCCAUCUCUGAUAGAUUCCGUUCAGAAUUAAAAAUCAUUGAUGGUAAUUUGGUGCUCUUGAAUGAGUCCAAGUCCAAGAUUUGGUCAACAAAUGUCACAACCACCACCACCACCACUUUGAAGCCCGCCACAGUUGUUAUUCUUGAUGACGGAAACUUAGUUUUGAGAGACUACGGUUCAAAUUCAGUUGAACCUAUUUGGCAAAGUUUUGACCACCCAACUCAUACAUGGUUGCCUGGUGCUAAAUUUGGUUAUGAUAAUAGAACAAAAAAGAACCAGGUUCUUACAUCAUGGAGAAGCAAAGACGAUCCUGGUGUAGGACUCUUCUCUUUCGAGCUUCAACCGUCUAGUAAUGAGUAUGUAAUCAAGUGGAAUGGCUCCCACCAAUAUUGGAUAACUGGUGCAUGGAAUGGGAAAACAUUUGACUUAUUACCUGAAAUGAGGUUGAAUUAUAUUUACAAUUUCAGCUACCAUACGAAUGAGAAUGAGAGUUACUUCACUUCUUCUUUGUAUAAUCCUUCCAUUAUAUCUAGAAAUAUAAUGGAUGUUUCUGGUCAAGUUCAGCAACUAACAUGGUUGGAAGCUACCAAAGAGUGGAAUUUAUUUUGGUCUCAACCUAGAACGCAGUGUGAGGUCUAUGCUUUGUGUGGGGCUUUUGGAAGUUGCAGCCAAUCAGGAUUACCUUUCUGUAGUUGCUUGACUGGCUUCAAGCCUAGAUCUGAGACUGAUUGGAAUCAGAGUGAUUUUUCAGGUGGAUGUGUACGAAAAACCGAUUUACAGUGUGGGAGAAACAUGGAAAAGGCUGAUUUUCUCAAGGUUACAGUCAAGAGUUUGCCUCCAAAUAAAUCCAUGGCAGUUGGGAGUGCUGGAGAAUGUAGUACAACCUGUUUGAACAGUUGCUCAUGUAAUGCAUACUUUUUUGUUGAUAAUGAGUGUUCGGUUUGGGAUGGAGAUCUCCUGAACCUCUCGGAAGAUAAUGAUAGUGGGAAAACAAUCUUUGUCAAAGUCGCUUCUAAAGAUCUUCCACAUCAUAAAAAGACUAAUUGGGUCACCGUGGGUGCUGUUGUUGGGUUUGUAGGAGGUGUGGUUUUUCUCUCGGGUCUAAUUGUGCUUUUAAUUUAUAAUAAAAAGAGGAUAUCAUUAUCGGUGCGUAAGACGAGAAUGGAGGGAUCAUUGGUGUCAUUUGUCUACAAAGAUUUACAAAUUGCCACCAAAAAUUUCUCAGACAAAUUAGGAGGAGGUGGUUUUGGCUCUGUUUUCAAGGGGGUACUGCAUGAUUCAUCUAUUAUAGCAGUGAAAAAGCUUGAAAGCAUCAGUCAAGGAGAGAAGCAGUUCAGGAGUGAAGUCAGCACAAUCGGCACUAUCCAACACGUUAAUCUUGUACGCCUUCGUGGGUUUUGUGCUCAAGGUAACAAUAAGCUGUUGGUCUAUGAUUACAUGGCAAAUGGUUCUCUGGACACCCAUCUUUUCCAUGGAAAACAAGUUUUAAACUGGGAAACAAGGUAUCAGAUUGCACUUGGAAUUGCAAGAGGAUUGGUUUAUCUUCAUGAGAAGUGCAGAGACUGUAUCAUUCACUGUGACAUAAAGCCAGAAAACAUUCUUUUAGAUUCCGAAUUCUGUCCUAAAGUUGCAGAUUUUGGUCUGGCAAAACUUGUUGGUCGAGACUUUAGUAGGGUUUUGACAAGUACAAGGGGGACAAUAGGGUAUCUAGCACCAGAAUGGUUAUCGGGGGUUGCUGUCACAGCCAAAGCAGAUGUUUAUAGCUAUGGAAUGGUGCUUUUUGAAUUACUUCAUGGUAAAAGAAAUGCAGAAGCAUCUGAAGAUUCAAGGAGUAAAUACUUCCCUGGUUUGGUUGCAAAUGUUCUUAUGGAUGGAACUGAUAUCCUUAGCGUACUAGACAGUAGGUUAAACAGGGAAGCUUGUGUUGAACAAGUGACAAAAAUAUGCAAAGUUGCGUGUUGGUGCAUCCAAGAUGAGGAAGAGAGAAGGCCUACCAUGAGUCUAGUGGAACGUAUUCUUGAAGGUGUUUUGGAUGUGGACAUGCCUCCAAUACCCCAAAUCUGCCAGUAUAAUUAUUUGUAGUGUGACAUUGUAGUCACUCACAUUAGAAAUAAGAUCGUUAUAAAAUAAACAAGUAGUCGACUUUUUUGUUGCAAAUAAAUUAUCGUUAUUAUAAAAAUGCAACAAAUAAAUGGUGGCUUAACCAUUGAA